AUGACUGAGGACGACCAAGGUGUCGUAUUUUCGGGUUGGAAAGAAGCUAUGGAAGCUGCCCGUGCUAACAUCUCUAAAGGACUGGAUCAAUAUAGGAUGGAAUUAGAUACCUCUAGACAGUGUAGCUCUGUGCCCCGUAUACUUUGCGAUGAUAUUCGCCUUGAUAAGUCCAGUGAGGAAGGGCAGAGCAUGUCUACUGAGCAGGAACCGGAAUCGUUUGAGACAUCGGUAUACUAUCAAAUUCCUCACCGCGAAUUGUUGGCGCUUGCCGCUUGUGCAAAUACAGUGUGCAAUAUAUUUCGUUUCAAGCAGCGUAGUCCAAGGAAGGCUAUCAAGACUCCCAGGUCAGAGAGGUCUGGUAAUAGGGCUGGUGGUGUUAAUACUGAUGACCCUAAUCACGGCAAGCUUAUACCGUUUGAACCACAGUUGCUACCUCUAGACGUGGCUGGUUAUGACGAGCCUCUUGAAUCUGGUGAAUCUAUGGCUAAGCAAGGUAUGAAGGGUUUAAAACACGAUCAAAGAAUUGGUGUUUCUCAGUUCCCAAGGCAUGGUAUGCAUCAGGGUGGUCAUAGACAUCAUAAGGGUGUUUUUCAAUCUGGUCCUGGAGGCAAAGCUACUCUUUCCGAGGCUCAACAGCAGCUUAUUAAGCAAAAUUUGAAGGCUCGCUCAGGUUCCAGUACAAGUAACAGAUGGCUUACUCCUAAGCCUACAGAAGGUAUUUUUUCUUUGGGUAACAUCCGUGGUGAGAAUGCAAAUGCCGUAGCGAGUAACGAUAACACGCCGAGUGCCGCAUCAAACAAGAGUUUGAGUCAGAUGGUGCGGGAGCUCCAUCUGAAGAAGCUUGGUUCCCCGAGGUCUACUGAUGAUGUGAUGAACAUGUCUACACAGGAGGUGUCGAAUUUUACUUUUAUUGAUGAGGAGACUCCCAAUUCUCUUAAAAGUUCUCAAUUUAGCAAAUUCUUCAACAACGGUGUGCCGAAUUCCAACGAAGACAAUACCCGGCUGCAUCGUUUGAAUGAGGCUAUGGCAGUGAGAUAUGGCUCUCGACCAGAUGAGGGUAACCCUGCAGCUGCGUUACCUCUUUUUACGGAGCUGUCUGAUGGUCCUGAGGAUGCUGUGACGUUGCAAUGUUGGUUUGAGAUGGGUAAGAUCUAUUUAUUUGGCUAUGAUUCGUAUUAUUUUUGGCGUAAGCGUGAUGUUGUAGCGGCCAAGGCUUUAUUUACAAAGUCCGCUGAGCGUGAUCACGCAGCUUCAUUGUUCUAUGCUAGUUUUGUUUACAGCAUGGGUAAUGAACCAGUUUCAUCGCCGGAUCAUAAGAAGGCAGCUGCUUAUCUUUUGCGUGCUGCUGCUCUCAACUAUGUGCCGGCGAUACUUGCCUUAGCCUACAGGAAGUUAUAUGGUAUAGGUUGCGUCAAGGAUGUUGGUCUGGCUACAUCCCUGUAUAAAAAGGUAUAUCGUUUGAAAGGUCGUCGAAAUGAAGCUUUAACAUAUAUGACUCCAAUGGAUGACCUGAGGCUAACGCAAAGGUCGACUCAGGCAUUUAAAUUAUCGCUAUCAGAUACUGUGCAGACAGAACAAUCGCAAAGGAGGGAAGCUCUUCGUUACUGGGAAUCAAAGGCGUCGGUAGGUGAUGGAUUGGCUAUGUACGAGAUGGGUAAACUUCUUGAGGAUGACCCGUCAGCUGACGGUAGGGUUGCAGAACUUUAUCAACAUGCCAGUGAUAAGGGCAUUGUUCCAGCAACCCGAGAUCUCGGGUUAUGUUAUAUGCACGGUAUCGGCGUGCGUCAAAACGCUGAGAAGGCUGUUGAGCACCUUACAUGUGCUGCUGAGCAGGGUGACCACGAAGCUGCUAAAUAUUUAGGUUAUAUAUAUUACCGUGGUAUGGAUAAUCCUGAGGAAGGUAAUCCUGUGAAGCGUAACGUGGAUCUUGCGAUGAAAUAUUUCACUCAGGCUGCUAAGCAUGAGGUUCCUGAAGCUAUGUACUUUAUGGGCGAGAUCCUUUCAAAACGCGAGAAUACGGUGCUCGGUAGCGCUGUUCACAAGGAUUUGCAAAAGGCUCUUGCUAUGUACAGUGCUGCUGCAGAUUACGGCCUAACUCACGCGCUGCUACGUGAGGCUGAGAUGUUGAGUAGCGGUAUAGGUGCGAAGCAGAACUUGUUGCGUCCUGCCUUGAUUUACAAGGUACUAUCUGAAGAGCCGUUUUGCGUGGCAACUAUGAGGGAUGCUUUUUAUUCAUAUAUCCGUAAGGAUUAUGUGGUCAGUUUCCUUUACAAUGCACUAGCAGCGUUUGUUGGUGUACAAGCGGCGCAGUUGAACAUGGGUCAACUUUACGUUGAUGUUAAUGGUGUAAAGAAGCUGGAUAAUGCAACUAGCAUGGUUCGUAGUGCAUUAGUUCAGAACUUUAUGCAAGGUGAUGUGCGUUCGUUACGUUUAUUGGGAUUUAUCGCAGAGAAUGAGGGUCAACGUACUGUUGCUCUUGAGCUUUACACUAAGUGUUUCAAGGGUGGUGACAUUGAAUGUCUGGACCCACUAGUUGGUUUAUUGUCUUCUGAGCGUGCUACUUGGGGGAAAGCAAUAGCGCUGUUAGAGUAUAAGCAAUACCGUCGGUCACGUAGGGGCGAGGGUUCAGGUUGCACUUUCGAUAUUCUCGGUACUUGGUGGAAACUGAACAGUCUGAAGGCUAGGCGUGCGAUUGCAAGAUUGACUACUCGUGACUCCGAUAGUCUUUGA
Molecule: messenger RNA, 2730 nt
Organism: Babesia sp. Xinjiang
Lineage: Eukaryota; Apicomplexa; Aconoidasida; Piroplasmida; Babesiidae
Product: ERAD-associated E3 ubiquitin-protein ligase component HRD3A
Exons: 8
Coding region: 1-2730 (909 amino acids)
Molecular function (GO): protein binding
Source: RefSeq, a predicted model, not a curated record